Messenger RNA from Zingiber officinale, 885 nucleotides. RefSeq names its product protein FLOWERING LOCUS T-like. The record is from RefSeq and is a predicted model, not a curated record. The coding region runs from base 73 to 612 and encodes 179 amino acids. NCBI's taxonomy places the organism in Eukaryota, Viridiplantae, Streptophyta, Magnoliopsida, Zingiberales, Zingiberaceae. The transcript is spliced from 5 exons.
UCCAUUGGCAUUACCACCAUCAAGCCUCUUUUGCUCAACUUCAAUCCGAGUCCCGCAACCCAUCAAUCAAUCAUGUCGAGAGACCCGCUCGUGGUUGGCAACAUUGUUGGGGAUGUCUUGGACCCGUUUGUCAGGUCAGCCUCACUUAGGGUGAUCUACAACGGGAAGGAGUUGACCAAUGGGUCCGAGCUCAAACCUUCGGCAGUGGCAAACCAGCCAAGGGUUGAGAUGAGGGGACGUGACUCUAGGACAUACUAUACUCUUGUGAUGGUGGAUCCUGAUUCUCCCAGCCCCAGCAAUCCAACCAAGAGGGAGUACCUCCAUUGGUUGGUGACUGACAUCCCAGAAACAUCAAAUGCCACUUAUGGAAAUGAGAUUGUGGCAUAUGAGAGUCCUCGGCCAACUGCCGGGAUCCAUCGGUUUGUGUUUGUGGUAUUCCGACAAUCCAUCCGACAAACAAUUUAUGCACCAGGAUGGAGGCCAAACUUCAACACAAGGGACUUUGCAGCUGCGUAUAGCCUCGGUGAUCCUGUGGCUGCCAUGUUCUUCAACUGCCAAAGGGAGAAUGGAUGUGGAGGAAGAAGGUACCAAGCUGUCAAUGGCUGGAUGUAGUGAGCUUUUCAUCCAAUUGCAAUUGUUUCCAGAGGAUAGAUGAAGGGGGGCCCCAUUGCAGACAUGCAAAAUGAGCCAUACAUAUGUAUUUUCUCAUUACAUAUAAAAUACUAUGCAUCACGAUGUGCCCUUAUAUAAAAUACUAAAUACUUUGUACGAGUGUGUUAACUUCUCUACUUGAUCAAUUGUGUAUCUGUAAUUGAAUGAAGAAAUCAAGUGCCGACUCUGAGCAUAAUUAGUGCUACUUGGCAUCUGCAGAGUUUAAGACCUAUU